AUCUAGUAGGCUACAUUUCCACUCGCCUGGCUCAGUGGUAUCUCUGUAGCAAGGAAACACAUAACAGAAAAAAUAAGUAUAUACAAAAUUGUAUUUUCCCACUACAAUAACUUUUUUAACGCUAUAACUAAUUGUAAAGAUGAUCGAUAGAGAAGUUGCACGAGAAGCUUUGUGCACACUCUGCAAUGCCAAUGUAACUUCUAUUCAAACACAAGCUGUUUUUCCCAGAGCUGCUCGUGUUGGAGAAGCACCACAGCAGUCGCUGCUCAUCAAGAAUUUCAUCACUACAAUCUUGGAUGCAGAUGAAACCUGCCAGGUGUCAAGAUCCAACUUUGUCCACCUCCGAAGCGUCUUGCAAGGUGAUGAUCAGGCAGCAGGCUUUGCCCAAGGGAACCAUGUGGACAUUAGUACAGUAAUAGGAAAGAAUCACAUCAUUGACGAGAAUGAAUUCUUUGACCCACGAUUCGACUAUGAUUUCACCAAGUUGAAAGACAUCGAGACUUAUUACAGAGGUGGAGAGGUGUAUGAACGCCCAUGUGGUUGGCAGCGUUUUGCCCUCAAGGUCCUGGAUAAAUAUGAUGGAAAUACCUGGCUGGGAACUUCAUACCGUAGCACACAGUCAGUGCCUGGGGAGUGGCCUGUGUCAUACCAUGGGACAUCUAAGAUGGGUGCUGACAGCAUCAUCGAAGGAUACUACAAGCCAGGCUCACGUCAGAAAUAUGGCAGGGGGAUUUAUUCUACUCCAUACAUCUCUGAGGCGAUGGAAUACGGCAAAACAUUCACCUCCAACAAGACGGGCAAGGAGUACCAAGUGAUUCUGCAGAAUCGUAUCAACCCCACGUACAGGCAGAAACACAACAAGGACAAGUACUGGCUGGUUCCCAUCCCGGAAGGAACAUCAGCGACAGAAGAGCAGAAGAUGGUAGAAAGGGCCAUCCGUCCUUAUGGCCUUCUGUUGAAAGAGUCUUAAACCCUGAUCAGAUACACUUCUGCACUAUUCAUUGAAGCCUAGUCUACAAUUUGAAAGAAAAAGCAGUGCGGUGCGUUUUUUUUUAUUGUUGCUAGGCAACCACCGAAUCACCUGUCCUUUGCCUAACCCUGAUUUUGCUGUGACGUAAACAGAUCUGUACCUUUUCAUUUAAAUAUAUAUUUAAAUAGACAGGCGGAGGGCAAUCUGCUGUCAGUCGUCAGGCCUAGCAUCACAAACAUUACCACUAACUACAUGGAGUCCAUUGGUCCUGCUGAGUUUUAACGUCAACGCUAUAUUUUGGGUUAGACCAGGGGCGGACGGGCAACAAAAAGCAGCCCAGGAAUUUGCAGUCAAGUGGCCCCAAUUUGAUAAACCAAAUUCGAACUGAAACAACAUGUUUGUCGUUCAGUGAAUCGUUAAUUUAAAAAAACCACAAUCUGUGAAACUAAUGAAAUGAAACAAAUUUUUUCCUACCCAUGUUUGUGAGUAAGUAUUUAACAAAUCAUUUUAAUUGCUGGGCUUGCUAUCAAAUCUUGUAUGCUUUAUAGGCUAUAAUGCGAAAAAGAAUUGAUGAGUAGUCUAGAAGAAAAUGAUCAAAUUUACAUGUUUAUUUAACCCAUUUACAAUCGAACUUGAUGACCAUUUUAAAGAACACUUUAGAGAAAUUUAGCGUUAAUGUUUGUGCACGGAGUCUGACUAGUUAAACCUUGGACCCUGCAGCGGGACCCCCACAUUGAAACCCAGAGGUUAACAAACACAUUUUGUUCUUUAGCUAGUCCACAGAUGCAUGUAACCAUGACAACGCACCUGCUCCCUGCUCAUUCCUCUUUGAUGUUUCUGCCUCUUCGCCAUAGUCCUCAUCAUCACCUGCAGACUGCUUAAAUAAAUCCGUUAUCUUGGCACACUUUGCCAGCAAAGCUUUUUUAUUUUUUUGGCGCACCACCGGCCACAGGUUUCACUUUCUAUCCAUGUUUCAGCAAAGAGCAGAGACGGCCCUGACCAAUUUGGUGCCCUAGGCAAGAUUUUAGCUGCUGCAGGGGUGGGAUUCAAAUAUUUCAGAAGUGCAUCUGAAGAGAGAAGAGGAGAAUAUAUGACCAUUGGGAGUUACAUUACAUUAAUAAAAAAGCUGGUGAUGAUGAAACCCAGCCAAUAAAAGCACCUACGACACAUUAAACAGCUAGAGUAAUUACACCCAGCCCAAAACAUGUAUUCAAUUUGCACUUAUCUCACAUGAUGCAUGCUGUUUGCAAUACAUAAUAAGACUAAUUAAUAAUGAAAAUGCAAAGGCUUACAACCAUUAAUUACAAAAGGGGAUGGAAAAAGGAAAAGCAUUUUAAUUGACUAUUACAAGCAGGGCUGAUGUUGCCUAACUACACUAAGAUGUCAAUAGCCUGGUUUCUUGAGGCAGACAGUGGAUGGUUUGUGCAGCAGACUUAAUUAAGAAAAAGUGUAUUUCUCUAAACAAGACGGUGUAGUCCCUCAUUCGUCCAGGAGUGUUCCAUCGUAGAAAAGGUUUUAGUUGUAGUUAUCUGGACAA
This is a messenger RNA of Siniperca chuatsi (mandarin fish), 2507 nucleotides long. RefSeq lists its product as uncharacterized. The transcript has 4 exons. Lineage: Eukaryota; Metazoa; Chordata; Actinopteri; Centrarchiformes; Sinipercidae. Bases 140 to 970 code for a protein of 276 amino acids. The record is from RefSeq and is a predicted model, not a curated record.